Epinephelus moara (kelp grouper) is the source of this 5025-nucleotide messenger RNA. It is a transcript of the gene adamtsl2, whose product is annotated as ADAMTS-like 2. The record is from RefSeq and is a predicted model, not a curated record. NCBI's taxonomy places the organism in Eukaryota, Metazoa, Chordata, Actinopteri, Perciformes, Serranidae. The coding region runs from base 270 to 3113 and encodes 947 amino acids. Gene Ontology annotation, biological process: extracellular matrix organization. The transcript has 19 exons. Gene Ontology annotation, cellular component: extracellular matrix.
GGAGGAGGAAGAGGGAUGCAGGGAGAGCACACCUUACCUCCCUCCCUCCCUUCCCCUCUUUCUUCCUCCCUCUGUCUGUCUCUCCUUCUUCACUCCACAGCGACAGCAGCGCUCACCAACACACCACAACACACCACCGCUGUCGCUGGCACGCUAACACACACACAUACACACACUCACACACACACACUCACACACACACAUACACACACACACUGAGCGGCAUCCUAAACACAGACCGAGACGCCCUUGGACUGCUGCAGGCGAGGAUGAGGGUGCUGUCGUGGGAACAGUGCGGGGAGACGGGCGUGGUCCUGCUGGGCUUCCUGACGCUGGCGGUGUCUGUGGGGAACCUUUCCACCAGGGGGCUGCAGGAGGACGGCGUGGCGUCCAACAGUCUGGAGGACGAGCUGGAGGUGACCACCUACUGGUGGGGGGAGUGGGCCAAGUGGACGGCGUGCACUCGUGCCUGUGGAGGGGGAGUGAUGUCACAGGAGAGACACUGCCUCAAACAGAGAAAGAAAGUUGCUGCUGGGAAGGACAACAUGACCUGCACAGGAACUGCAAAGAAAUACCAUCUCUGCAACACUGAAGAAUGUCCUGCCACUGGGAGGAGCUUCAGAGAGGAGCAGUGCUGGUCCUUCAACUCCCAGCUUUACAAUGGGAGGAACUACCAGUGGAAGCCUCUGUAUCCUGACGACUACGUUCACAUCUCCAGUAACCCGUGCGACCUCCACUGCACCACGACCGACGGCCAGAGGCAGCUGAUGGUAACAGCACGAGACGGCACGUCCUGCAAGUACAGCAGUUACCGCGGCGUCUGCGUGGACGGUAAGUGUGAGCCAAUCGGAUGUGACGGAGUACUGUUUUCCCCCAAUAUCUUGGAUAAGUGCGGGGUCUGCCAGGGGGAUGGCAGCAGCUGCAGCAGAGUCACCGGAAACUUCCGCCGUGGGGCCACGACUCUGGGUUACUCUUUUAUUACUCAAAUCCCUGAAGGAUCAUGGGACAUCCAGAUUAUUGAGAGGAAGAAGUCAGCUGAUGUUCUAGCUGUGACCGACCAGGCAGGCAACUUCUUCUUUAAUGGGGCCUACAAGGUGGACAGUCCCCAGAACUUCCAUGCUGCAGGCGCCGUCUUCAAGUACCGCCGGCCCAUGGAUGUGUACGAGACUGGGAUUGAGUACAUUGUCGCCAAAGGCCCCAUCGACCAGGCCAUCAAUAUUCUGGUGUGGAACCAGAACGGUCGCACACCGUACAUCACUUAUGAAUACACCGUCCUCCGAGACUCCCUGCCACCCGUUCCACCUCCUCCUGUCUACACCGGGUCAGACACCUCUGCUGGAGAGGUCUCUGUGGAGGUGGGGGGUCUGCUGACCCCUAACAGUAGUCUUUAUGACGAGUUGGUCCCUGACAGCCAGAUGGAGCCAGAAGAUGUAGAUGGGCAGAAGGGCCAAGAGACUAACGAGGUGUACGAGGAGACGGCGGCCAUUGACUGCGACCAGGAUGGGGCAGCUGGCCCAAAUUUUGCAGAAGGAAACAGCAGUCAUACAGGCAGCACUGCCAAACCUGCCCCUGCUGGAGGGCCCCUGGACAUGGGGCCAGACUCCCCAAACCUCAUCUGGAGGGUCCUGCUGGACGGCCGCAUUAACCCCGACGAGCUGCUCAUCAACAUCUCAACCAAUCAGCUGCUGACAGAGGGAGACAGUUUGUUCUCGUCAGAGUUGGGACCAGUGGACAUGGACCUGAGCAGCCUGGAGCCAGACGGGUCGUUUGGUGUCAACGAGACGCUGGAGUUUACUCUGGGUCGCAAACGCAACGACAGCGGGGACGGUUCCUACCAGAACAAAACAGUGCAGGGUGGAGGGAGGAGCUCGAGCCGCUCCAACAGAACCAGGGGGAAUCAAAGGAUCUACCAGAAGAACCUGAAGCUGAGCGCUGCUGACAUGUACCGCUGGAAACUUUCCUCUCAGGAGCCCUGCAGCAUGACCUGCUCUAUAGGAGUAUCAAAGUCCUUCGUCACAUGUAUUCGUUAUGACGGCGUCGAGGUGCACGAUAUGUACUGUGAUGCUCUGACCAGACCGGAGCCGGUCCACGACUUCUGUAUUGGGAGAGAAUGUCAGCCCAGAUGGGAGGCGAGCAGCUGGAGCGAGUGCUCCAGGACCUGUGGGGAGGGUUUUCAGUUUCGUCAAGUUCGCUGUUGGAAGAUGCUCUCGCCGGGCCUGGACAGCUCAGUGUACAGCGACCUCUGUACCAUGGCCGACCUGGAGAGACCCGUGGAGAGACGGCCCUGCAAGAGCCCCGCCUGCGGCCCUCAGUGGGAGGUGGCUGAGUGGACUGAGUGUCCUGCGAAAUGUGGCCGCAAAGCCCAGGUGACCCGCGAUGUCCGCUGCUCUGACGAGACCCGACCAUGUGACCCGAUGACCAAACCACCAAAUGUCAAAAACUGCACCGGUCCACCUUGUGAACGCCACUGGACUGUGUCUGAGUGGGGGCCUUGCUCAGGGUCGUGCGGCCAGGGGAAGACGGUGCGUCAUGUGUACUGUAAGGCUCCGGAGGGGCGCGUGGUUCCUGAGAACCAGUGCUCUGCGGAGGAAAAGCCGCUGGCCAUCCACCCCUGUGGGGAGAGAGACUGUGCUCCAUACUGGCUGAGCCAAGACUGGGAGAGGUGUAACACAACCUGUGGUCGAGGUGUGAAGCGCAGGCUCGUCCUCUGCGUCGGCAUCAGUGGAGGAAAGUUCCAGGUCUUUGAUGAGGAGGCGUGUGGAGGCAGCGAGAAGCCCGAAGAGGAAAACACCUGCUUUGAGAGACCGUGCUUCAAAUGGUACACCACGCCCUGGUCUGAGUGCACAAAGACGUGUGGCGUGGGUGUGAGGAUGAGGGAUGUCAAGUGUUACCAGGGCAGGGAGCUGGUCCGAGGCUGCGACCCCCUCACCAAACCUGUGGCCAAACAGACCUGCACCCUGCAGCCCUGCCCCACGGAGCCGCCAGAUGAGAGCUGCCAGGAUCGUCCCUCCACCAACUGCCUGCUGGCGCUGAAGGUCAACCUGUGCAGCCACUGGUACUACAGCAAGGCCUGCUGCCACUCCUGCCGCGCCCUCCGACCUCCAACCUCCUAGUCCAGGAAACCGCCGCCUCUCUCCACCCUGACUCCAACUCCAGCAUGAGGAAAGAAAUGGGUACGUUUAAGUCCACGUGGUCCAACAGUUACUGUGAACAGUGAGAGGAAAGUCCAGAGCGACCUACAAUAACUUUGAUUCACAUGUGUUCAUUUAUCAAGUUGGAUAAUUUAAAGGAAAUCUUGAACAUUUUGCCAGUCCUGUUGAUGCUGCAUCAACUGCGAUGUUCACACGUAAAACAAAAUCCCUCUUUGAAUUUGAAAAUACACCCUCCCACCAGACAACCACGGGCAAAUGCAUGUGCUUCAUACAGUUCAACCUUGUGUUUCCCCUACAUGGAUUUAUUUAAUCUUAUUUCAUUGUAGAGUUGCACAGAUUCACUCAGCACCUCCUUGCCCAAACCACAAAUGAGACAAGAAUUAGCUGCUAGCCACCUGGUAGUCCCUCCGCCUCCCUCCCCGCCACUGUGGACUGCUUCCCUGGGAGGAAAGCAGACGGCAGCUCCAGAGACCGACCUUCAGUCAGCCACUGUAGCAGCUUGAAUUCAGCAGUUACAACAGCUGGUGGUCGACAGCAGCACCGGCUCUAAGCUGUGUAACGGCAGAACAGACAGUUUGCUGAUCCACAGGAGAGUUGGGGCUGUCGGGUUUCGCUGCUGCCCGCUCUCCUCCCAGCGAGGUGGUCCGUAGUGGCGGGGAGUGAGGCAGAGAACACACUGAGCUAAUGUUAGCUACAUAAAUGUGAACUUGAAGCCACAGUCAUGAGCCUUUAGCUACAGUUAGUAGAAGGCUAGAAUAUUAGCAACAUUUUGUCUCCAUCUCUGAAACACUUCGCUGAUAUGGACACACUCUUUUAGACUCUUUGAUUUGAUUAGUCCGUCUUCCUUUUUGGGGUUGCUUUGCAAUGUUGCCAGUGUUGGAAUAGCAACUUUCUCUGGAUUCUCCACCAUUGAAUCAGACUUUCACUGAAGAGACAUGCAUCUGCAUUUGUAGAACAGCAAAUAGGAAUGCCGUCUCUCUAAAAAUGACCUGUGAUCGACCAUAGACGCUCGUCAUUGGCUAGAUUUUCUAAAACCUGACAACAGAGCCAAGAGGAGGUGCAGAAGUUCAGUUUUCUCUUGAAUUACAAUAUGCUCAAAGUUUAUUUGGGGAUUUUUGCCCAGACAGCAAAAUAAAACUACCUAACCCAGCUUUACAAAAAGGACUUUUUUGUUUUCUUGUCCCAAAAAAUAUUUUCAUGAUCAUUUCCAAUAUUAUCUCAAGACCUCGUGCAACCGUAAAGCCAGUUCUUAUCAGCUGUUGUUGAUUAAUUAUCAGUUCUGGUAGAAAAUCUUCCUCUAACAACACGUGGAGUCGGAGUAAAAGUGGAGUCAACACUCAGACGGUGUGACAGGCCUCCACCAUCAGUUAGCAGCUCGCUCUUGUUGUGUUCAUCGCUGCAAUGAAAAGAUCUAUUAAAUUAUUUCUCAACUGAAUAUACUGCAUGACUAGAAUAUUUAAUACAGAUACUGUUUAUGGAAUAUUAUUUAAUUGUGUUUCAGUUUGGUGUCCGGCAUGUAAAAAGUUUGUAAUUCCAUUCCACCCCCUGCCCGCUUGGCGCAGUGCCGGUACGCCUGCAGGAUAUGGAAGCAUAUUUAUUAGUCAUAGCACAUUUUCAUUUAUCGUGACGCUCCUGAUGCCAGCCGGCGGUUAUUCAUCGGGUUAACUGAUGCCAGUUCUGGUCUGUGUGUGACAGAGGAGAGUUAAUACAAACACAGAGGAUUCCUGACACUUGAAGUAUGGCUGAAAUGUAUUCAUGUAUGUCUCAUUUUUAACUAUUGCGUACUGUGUUUUUAUAUAACUGAUACCUCUUUGUACAAAACGUAAGUAUGGACAUUGUGUACUGUUGAUAAUAGGCUGAAAACCUAAUGGUA